AUGCAGGAAGAGAUGGAACUGAAGAGCGGGAGCGUUGUACGGUCAGGGCUAGCAGGGACUGGGAAUGCCCAUAAUAGCGUGGCAUUGCACCAGAAACAACAACUGGAGAGAUAUCUCAGUUUCUUCUCAUCCGUCGCAUUCUCCACGUGCCUACUUGCCACAUGGGAAUCUGCCGGUGGUAGUUUGCUCUCUGGGCUAUACAAUGGCGGCCCUGCUGCAAUUGUUUACGGGAUUAUCUUGAGCACCGUGGGUAAUCUGGCUAUCGCAUGCUCUUUAGCCGAGCUGGCAUCUCUCCACCCAACUGCAGGUGCUCAAUAUCACUGGAGCUAUUUCCUCGCGCCUCGUGGUCGUCGAUUCAUCAGUUUCUUCCAGGGCUGGACUACUGUUUUUAGUUGGAGCGCGCUAGUCUGUAUCGCACCUUAUUUUAUCGGAACCCAAAUCCAGGGUAUGGUUGUGCUGGCGUACCCUGACUAUGAGCUUGUGAGAUGGCGCGGUACGCUGCUUAUGUGGGCAGUUGCCAUCAUCCCGAUCAUCAUCAAUAUAUUUGCGCGUCGCCUCUUGGGAGCUAUUGAGGUUGCUGCAGGUAUCAUGCAUGUCGUCUUUUUACCCGUCACAAUUGCUGUCUUCGUUAUCCUCGCCCCUCGAAACCCGGACUCAUUUGUCUGGGACACUUUUGUCGGCGGCUUGAGUGGCUGGAAAGAUUCCGGAGUUACAUUCUCCGUCGGUCUUCUUGGUGUCAUUACUCCCCUGGCUGGUGUCGACGGCAUCAUCCACAUGGCCGAAGAAAUCAAAAAUGCCAAAGUUGUCGUUCCCCGCUCCAUGAUCUACGGUACCCUAAUCAAUGGAACACUUGCAUUCUCCUACCUGAUCGCAAUCCUCUACUGUAUGGGUGACUACACAGAAGCCCUCACCAGCCCAACAGGCUACCCUAUCAUCACAAUCGCCUACCAAGCAACCGGAUCCAAGGCAGCCGCCUUCGUUCUUAUGACACUGGGUAUGCUUCCCGGCUGGAUCGCCCUUUUCAACGGCCUCGCCUCCGUCACACGUCUCACCUGGGCUUUCGCUCGAGACAACGGACUCCCCUUCUCUGAGUUCUUUGCCGUCGUCGAUGCAACCUAUAAAAUCCCCCUCCGUGCUUUAUUCCUAGUUGCAUCGUGCAUAUUCCUGCUCUCGUUCAUCCAGAUCGGAUCCACGGCUGCAUUCAACGCUAUUCUCUCGCUCAGCACGCUCGGUCUCUAUAUUUCCUAUCUUAUUCCUCUCGUUCUCCUUGUCUUAAAGCGCUUUAUGGCGCCCCAGGAUAUCCCGCAGGGAACAUUCAAUCUAGGAAAAUUUGGCCUCCCCAUGAAUCUCCUUGCUAUUCUCUUCGCUACCUAUUUCGUUAUCUUCCUUCCCUUUCCGGCGACGCUGCCGGUUACCGCCGAGAAUAUGAAUUAUGCCGGGCCUGUCCUUGGGUUUGUUAUGUUGUUUGCUUGUGGAGAUUGGAUUGUUCGCGGACGGCAUAAGUGGCAAGGCCCAACAAUGAGGCCUAUUGCUCGGAAUGAGUGA
Molecule: messenger RNA, 1545 nt
Organism: Penicillium crustosum
Lineage: Eukaryota; Fungi; Ascomycota; Eurotiomycetes; Eurotiales; Aspergillaceae
Product: putative GABA permease
Exons: 5
Coding region: 1-1545 (514 amino acids)
Biological process (GO): amino acid transport; transmembrane transport
Cellular component (GO): membrane
Molecular function (GO): transmembrane transporter activity
Source: RefSeq, a predicted model, not a curated record